UAUUGUAAUAGUUUUUGUUAAAUAUACUAAGCCCGGCUUGUCUUGGUAUUUGGACACAAAUUGGAAUUGAGACUUCUAGAUUUAAUUUUAAAAAUAAUGUCUUUGUCAUACAUUUGGACAAUAUUAUUCCAAUCCUAAAGUGUACUUUGAGUUCGGUGACGAUUGAACAUGGGGGUUUUGAGUGUAAUGUGCUUUUAUUUUGUAUUUAAUGUGUUGUAUACUGUCUGCAAAGAAAAUGAAUACAAGUUUAUUCAAGUGGUUUUUACGAAGGGACAAAAACCGAAAUUUAUUUGCGAAAUUAAUCAAGAUGCAAAUUACCUGCUGCGAAAUCAUAUAAAAUGGGAGCGCAUUUCUAUGAACAGUAAACGAGAAGUACUGUCAACACUAGCAAAUGUACCAAAUGAACUAGAAACAAAUUACAGUGUGGAUAUACAGAGUUCCAGAAGUGGUGUUCAAUUUCAUCUUAAAUUUCUUCAAGAACUUGAUGGUGAUUUUGGUUUUCUUCAAUGUGUACUGUAUAAUUCUGACCACGAUAUUUUGCAAAUAAGACAAUUGGGCAUAUUUGCAGAAUCAACAGAACGAAAAAAAGGGGACAGGUUGAUAGAACAAUAUGAAUUUCAAGCACAUCAAGAGAUGAUACAUGAUAGUCCUGGGGAGGAAAAUAUUACAGAGUCAUCAAUACAGUUACAUGUCUUCCCGGACAAAUCAGAUAUGACUUACGAUACUGUAACUACAACGAAAGGAACUCAACCGAGAAUCACAAAACAGCUCAUUCCAUUUAUAUCAAUUUCUAACAAACCUAAACAAUUUGACGUUCACUUCAUUGCGUACCCAUCCCCAGUAGUGAUUUGGUACAAAGCUUGCUCAACUGCAAAACCUGUACGAUUAUUCAACCAUAUUACAUCCGCUACCAGAAGUUUCAUAAUAUUAUCUAGUAUAUACCCAGAGUAUGCAGGAUGUACCAUAUGUGUUCGAAUUCAAAACAUGUACGGAUACAUUGAAUCUUACACAGUUCUACUGAAUUCAAAUGACGAAUUUAAAAGUAGUGGCGUGAGUUAAAAGCGGAAACAUGAUAAUUGCAGAUUAUGGACGAUCAGGGUGGAAUUUCAACUCUUUGGGAGACGCAUAUUACUAAGUUUCAGUGAAUGGUGUUCAUGGAAGUGGGUUUUUUUGGUUUUAAAUAACUGUUGCAGUGUAGCAUGAUGACUUAAAUUAAUGAAAAAAAGGGUUAUCAAGUUUUAUUUUCAUUAAAAAGUCUGUACACAGUUUGUUUAAAAUAAAUUAUUAUCGUUUAUUCAAAUAAUAUGCAAUAUUGCUCUUUAUAAUUAAACUGUUUCGCAAAACAGUAUAUUUAAUUUGAAUUGAUUAGGACUUUCAUCAUAUAGCAUA
Molecule: messenger RNA, 1389 nt
Organism: Mytilus californianus (California mussel)
Lineage: Eukaryota; Metazoa; Mollusca; Bivalvia; Mytilida; Mytilidae
Exons: 6
Coding region: 169-1059 (296 amino acids)
Source: RefSeq, a predicted model, not a curated record